Messenger RNA from Cajanus cajan (pigeon pea), 1276 nucleotides. RefSeq names its product YebC-like protein. The record is from RefSeq and is a predicted model, not a curated record. Lineage: Eukaryota; Viridiplantae; Streptophyta; Magnoliopsida; Fabales; Fabaceae. Gene Ontology annotation, cellular component: chloroplast.
CAUUGAAGUUAUGUGGAACAGUGAAAGAUAUAAAUAGCGUGAGCCUGCGUGUGUGUCGCGCGCGAGGAAUAAAACGAUGAGAGCACUGCUUCAGCUUCAGGCUUUGACAAGUCGGGUUUCACUUUCGUCCUCCACCUUUGUUCGCGGCAAAAGCUUAUGGUUUGAUGCAAAUGCAAACGCAAAUAGAGCGCACAGAAGGAUAUGGACUUCCACUCCUCUUUGUAUGGGCCGAAGAUCCAGCAAAAUUGCUGGCAGAAAGGAAGCCCAAGAUGCAAAGAAGGCCAAACUAUACUCAAGGAUUGGAAAGGAGGUUGUGUCUGCUGUAAAGAAAGGUGGUCCUAAUGUAACAUCUAAUUCUGUUUUGGCUGCUUUACUUGAGAAAGCCAAGGAGCUUGAUGUGCCUAAAGAUAUUGUUGAGCGCAAUAUCAAGAGAGCUACCGAGAAGGGACAAGAGGCUUAUAUUGAAAAAGUCUACGAGGUUUAUGGUUAUGGAGGAGUUAGUAUUGUAGUUGAGGUAUCAACUGAUAAGGUACAUCGAUCUGUGGCAAAGAUUAGAGAAGUGAUAAGGGACUAUGGAGGAAAGAUGGCAGAUUCUGGAUCUGUGAUGUUUAAGUUUAGACGUGUUCGCGUAGUAAAUAUUAAAGUCACCAAUGCUGACAAAGAUCAGCUGCUUGACAUUGCUUUAGAUGCUGGAGCUGAGGAUGUAAUUGAACCUCCAACUUAUGAAGAUGACACUGAAGAGGAUAGGUCAGAAAGGUAUUAUAAAAUUGUGGGUUCUUCGGAGAACUAUUCAUCAAUACUAUCCAAGCUGCGAGAGGAGGGCAUAGAUUUUGAGCCUGAUAAUGGUUCUGAGCUUCUUCCAAAUACCACGGUUGAGGUGGACGAUGAGGCCAUGGACUUGAACAAGGAACUUAUGAGCAAAUUACUUGAGCUUGAUGACGUUGAUGCUGUUUAUACAGAUCAGAAAUAGUCCCUUUUAUAUCUUUAAAAGCUUUAUAUUAUUCGACACUGGGAGUUCCUAUCACAUUAUGUAUCUAGUCUAUUUGCAAAAUGAAAAUAGGCUCUAAAAAAUAUUGGGGACUCCUCAGAUGAGAAAUUUGUAGAUCUGACACAUUGAUUUCUCUUUUCAUGUGUGCGAGUGUCCAGAGGCAUGCUUUGUGGGAAAGGGAUUUCAUUUUGAAAUUAUUUGAUUCAAAACCGAGGACAUUUAAAUUAUGUAUUGUCUUACAUGACAAACUGACAAAGUUCACUAAUAAUAAAACAAAGUAAAUCUCGA